UUUUUUUUUUUUCUUUUCUUCUUCACGUAAUAACUUAUAAUUCAAAAUGGCUCGUAACUUUUUCGUUGGUGGUAACUGGAAGAUGAACGGCUCUGUUGCCGACUGCAAGAAGCUCGUUGAUAUGCUCAACGGUUUCCAAGUCCCCGCUAACACCGAGGUUGUUGUUGCUCCUCCCGCUCUCUAUGUUGACCGUGUCAACCAAGCUUUAAAGAAGGAUAUCAAGGUUGCUGCUCAAAACACCUACAUCAAGCCCUCUGGUGCUUACACUGGUGAAAUCUCUCCUCAAAUGCUCAAGGAUAUGGGUGUUGAAUGGGUUGUCCUUGGUCACUCUGAACGUCGUGAAUACUUCAAGGAAUCCGAUGAUCUCGUUGGUGAAAAGACCGCCUUCGCCCUUGCUGCUGGUGUCUCUGUCAUCGCCUGUAUUGGUGAAAAGCUCGAAGAACGUGAAGCCAACAUCACCAACGAUGUCGUUGCUCGUCAAAUGAAGGCCAUUGCUGAUCACGUCAAGGACUGGACUCACGUUGUUGUUGCUUACGAACCCGUUUGGGCUAUCGGUACCGGUAAGGUCGCUACCCCCGAACAAGCUCAAGAUGUUCAUGCUUUCCUUCGUAAGUGGUUGGCUGAAAAUGUUUCUCAAAAGGCUGCUGACGAAACCCGUAUCCUUUAUGGUGGUUCCGUUAACGGUGCUAACUGUAAGACUCUUGCUGCCAAGCCUGAUAUUGAUGGUUUCUUGGUUGGCGGUGCUUCUCUUAAGCCCGAAUUCGGUGACAUUAUCCUCUCUCGUCAAUAAGUUAUUUAAAAUCAUGUUGUCGUACUCUCUUCUUUUUUUUUUGUAUUUAAUACAUUAGUUUACAUAAAGCAUAUUCAUCAUUAAAUAAUUUUUUAUCAUUUGAAAUGCAAAUGAACAAAAAAAAAAUCAUAUGUUUAUUUGA
Cokeromyces recurvatus is the source of this 932-nucleotide messenger RNA. RefSeq names its product triosephosphate isomerase. Gene Ontology annotation, biological process: gluconeogenesis; glyceraldehyde-3-phosphate biosynthetic process; glycerol catabolic process. Lineage: Eukaryota; Fungi; Mucoromycota; Mucoromycetes; Mucorales; Mucoraceae. Gene Ontology annotation, cellular component: cytosol. The coding region runs from base 47 to 790 and encodes 247 amino acids. The transcript is spliced from 3 exons. Gene Ontology annotation, molecular function: triose-phosphate isomerase activity. The record is from RefSeq and is a predicted model, not a curated record.